AUGAAACGACAACGGGUCUGGGGCGACUCGCCCAUUGACAACGACAUUCCGCGCGGCCCGACCGGCGGCGACCGCGGCGGCUACGGUGGCGACCGUGGUGGCUACGGUGGCGACCGUGGCGGCUACGGUGGCGACCGUGGCGGCGACCGUGGAGGCUAUGGCGGCGACCGUGGUGGCGACCGUGGCGGCGACCGCGGCGGCUAUGGCGGCGACCGUGGCGGCGACCGCGGCGGGUACGGCGGCGGCCGCGGCGGCGACCGCGGCGGGUACGGCGGCGGCCGUGGCGGCGACCGCGGAGGUUACGGCGGUGACCGCGGCGGGUACGGCGGCGACCGUGGCGGCGACCGUGACGGCGGGUUUGGCGGCGGAUACCGCCGUGGCGGCGGCGAGGACGACGGCGACCGGUUCCGCAACCUGGUCAACCCGGACGACUGCCCGCACGAGCCGCCGUUCAAGAUCUACGUGGGCAACCUGGAUUACUACUGUGAGGAGCAGGAUGUGCGCGCAUUCUUCGAGGACGCCGGAACCCGCCCGAUUUCGGUGGCGCUCCCGCGCGACCACGUUGAGGACCGCAUCAAGGGCUUUGGCUACGUCGAGUUUGAGUCACGCGACGACCUCGUCAAGGCUGUCCAGCUCUCGGGCGAGCCGAUGCGUGGCCGCUCGCUGAAGAUCGAUCUUGCCGAGAUCCGCGAGCAGGACCGCCGCCGGUACCAGGCGCGGACGGAGAUGUCGUCGGACUGGCGCUCGGCGCCGCGGUCCCGCCCGGCGGGCGACCGCGGGUUUGAUCGCGGCGGCGAUCGCGGUGACCGCGGCGACCGCGGCGAUCGCGGCUUUGACCGCGGUGGCUUUGACCGCGGUGGCUUUGACCGUCGUGGCGGCGACCGUGGCGGCUUUGGCUCGCGCCCGUCGGGCGGCGAGCGCAAGCGCCUCCAGCUUGCCCCGCGCACCAAGCCGCUGCCCAAGGACAACGUCGUCCCGCCGCCGGCCGACUACAAGAAGGCCAAGAGCAAUCCGUUUGGCGCCGCCAAGCCGCGUGACGAGCGCGCUGUUCUCGAGGCCAAGGCUCGCGAGCGUGCUGAGCGCGAGGCUCGUGGCGAGAAGGUCCUCAACACCAAGACCUCCCGCGUCUACUCGCAGCGCCGCCACGAGGACGGCCCUGGCUCGGACCAUGCCGAGGGCGACGCCCCGCAGCCCGCCAACGACGACGCUGCCACCACCACUACCACCACCACCUCGGCCCCGGCCGACGAGUAA
Molecule: messenger RNA, 1254 nt
Organism: Thecamonas trahens ATCC 50062
Lineage: Eukaryota; Apusomonadida; Apusomonadidae
Exons: 2
Coding region: 1-1254 (417 amino acids)
Molecular function (GO): RNA binding
Source: RefSeq, a predicted model, not a curated record